Aegilops tauschii subsp. strangulata is the source of this 737-nucleotide messenger RNA. Its product is annotated as histone H4-like. Lineage: Eukaryota; Viridiplantae; Streptophyta; Magnoliopsida; Poales; Poaceae. Gene Ontology annotation, molecular function: protein heterodimerization activity; structural constituent of chromatin; DNA binding. The record is from RefSeq and is a predicted model, not a curated record.
CGACCCCACCACACGGCCGCAACAGCCACCGCCAGACCAGCAGCGCACACACACACCAGCCAAGCCAAGGGAAGGUCGCCGGAGAGAGAAGCGUGGAAGAUGUCCGGGCGCGGCAAGGGAGGGAAGGGGCUGGGCAAGGGCGGCGGCAAGCGCCACCGGAAGGUGCUGCGCGACAACAUCCAGGGCAUCACCAAGCCGGCGAUCAGGCGGCUGGCGCGGCGGGGCGGCGUGAAGCGCAUCUCGGGGCUCAUCUACGAGGAGACCCGCGGCGUGCUCAAGAUCUUCCUGGAGAACGUCAUCCGCGACGCCGUCACCUACACCGAGCACGCCCGUCGCAAGACCGUCACCGCCAUGGACGUCGUCUACGCGCUCAAGCGCCAGGGCCGCACCCUCUACGGCUUCGGCGGCUAGGUCCAGUCGAAUCCACCUCGCGCCGCCAGAUUCCUACUAGUAUAUAGCUAGCUAUGGUUGUUCAGUGUUCAUUCUCGCUGCUGUUGUUCAGUGUUCAGUGUUUGGAUGUAGUAUGAUAGAAUGGAAAUCGCAGCAUUUUACUCUCAAAUUCUUCUGCAACAUCUUGCUCUGUGCUAGUGCGCUUUGUGAAAAUUCCCCCAUUCCGAUUCUGUCGCUGUACUGUAGUUUUCUGCUCCCAUCGAUCGUGUUGGCUUCAGUCACUGACUGAAUGACAUUGAUCUUCAUAUAAAACAUUUCCAAUCAAAUAUGAUCUAGUUCUUCAUGUA